Molecule: messenger RNA, 1836 nt
Organism: Scylla paramamosain (green mud crab)
Lineage: Eukaryota; Metazoa; Arthropoda; Malacostraca; Decapoda; Portunidae
Exons: 3
Coding region: 790-1206 (138 amino acids)
Source: RefSeq, a predicted model, not a curated record
GGGAGUCAGUCAGUGUCGGCUGGGACUGGGUAGGGGAUACACGCGCGCUCUGCACCUCUCUGCACCGCUGGCUAAACUCAACCACGCUCUACUCUUCCACUUCACUCCCUUGCCACUCCACCUGCUUCACCUGCUCCACUCGUCCCACCUCCAGCCACUGCAAGAAACACUGAAGCGACACACGUGGGUAAAGAAAACGAACUUGAAAAACACGUACUUUUUUCAACGUUUCGGAAAAGUAGAGGGCAAAAUGUCUUCAAAAUUCGAAAAACUGGGUUAAAAAGUUUCGCUCUUGUUCUCUGUCGCUGAAUAUUGAUCGGGAUAAGACUCGUUAGCAAAGUUUAUCAGUUCGUAAGUUUGUUUUCGAGCGUGAAACUUUUCUUCGGGUCUCGCUGUUGUCGUGAAAGUGUCGGGAGGCGAGACACCUGCUCCACACACUUGUCCUGCACACCUGGGCGUCGCCUGAGCACCUGACGUCUUGCCUGACACACGUGUGGUGGAGAAGACAGCGCUGGGCAUAACACAUCUGUCCUCCUGUUUGCUUGGCCAAAACACACCUGUCUACCUGUUUACCUAGCCAAACCACACCUGUCCAUCACUUUACCUGGCCACAAUACACCUGUCCGUCACUUUACCAGACCAAAACACACCUGUCUACCUACCUAGGCAACCUCCCCUGGCCAAAACACACCUGCCUUGCUACUCUGUCUAGCUACCUGGCAACAAACUCCACGCCCUCGUCCCGUGAAUCCUUGCAGCGACGGAAGGUCCAACGUAGAGCCAAGAAAGAUGUCCGCGGUGACGCUGGAGGACUUGUGGUGCCAGUGUGACGGCAACGCCAGCGCCACGCCGCACCGGGUCCUCAUGCACCGCCAGAUGACCAAGCUGCACGCGGCGGCGCAGCGGCACGCCAUCUGGUACGUGGCUGUCGUCCUUGCCCUGUACGUGUUCGGCCUCGUCAUCAUCAUCAGACGGUCUGGACGAACGGAGAGACACACGGCAGCCUCGGCACUCUCCUUCUGCUUCUCUCGCGCUGCCUCCACCGUCGCCAGCAGGAGGAAGAAGCGUAGGAGCAGAGGCGAUCGUCCCCGCGUCAGCCCGCCGUCAGAUCCCCGCCAGCAGGUCAUCCCGUCCCUGCAGGUGCAUCUGGUGGUGCCGGAGGACGACGACGAGAUGGAGAUAUCGAUGGUGACGACUGUGGCCUAGUGGCGCGCGACCCCGAGGACCCCCGCAGGGCCUCCUCGGGGUGCAAGCGGGGCAAUGAGGGGGCGCCGACCCCCUUCUCCUCUCCCCAAGGUUCGUGUCGUCCAGGGUCAGACCGGCGGCACAAGAUGAGGAUGACUUGUAAAACACACACACACACACAUACACACACAUACACACACACACACACACACACACACACACACACACACACACACACACGUACGUACGUACUUACUACAUAUGUACACGCCUAUACUUGCUGUUACGGUUGUAUGCACACACACACACACACACACACACACACACACACACACACACACGUUGGAUUUAAUUUCAUCCUACUCAUAAACUCUCCCUUUCUUUCUCUCGCUUCCUCUUUCUCUUCCUCCUUCUCCUCGUACUAGUUCUCCUCCUCCUCCUCCUCCUUUUCCUCUCGCGUUCUUCCUAUUUCUCCAUCAUCAUCAUCAUCAUCUCAUUUCCUCUUUCCUUAUGUACUUUCUCCUCCUCCUCCUCCUCCUCUCACACGCACGGGCGCGCGCGCGCACGCGCGCGCACACACACACACACACACACACACACACACACACACACACACACACACACACACACACACACACACACACACACACA